Messenger RNA from Aplysia californica (California sea hare), 3564 nucleotides. RefSeq lists its product as uncharacterized. NCBI's taxonomy places the organism in Eukaryota, Metazoa, Mollusca, Gastropoda, Aplysiida, Aplysiidae. Bases 161 to 3412 code for a protein of 1083 amino acids. The transcript has 2 exons. The record is from RefSeq and is a predicted model, not a curated record.
UUAAGGCACGCGCUUUGAGUCUUAUUUCUCCGGUUAAACUGUUGUGGGCGGAGACAAGAUAAAAGCAGGGACAAGGGAGACGAGGCACCUUGGAUACAGCUGCAGGAAUUGAGGACAGGAAGAGGCCAUCGUACCGUUUUUUGUCGUUGUACCGGAGACCAUGUUCGUCUUGGAGCUCCUUCUGCUGCUCAUAGGUUUCUUGGCUGCAGGCUCGGUCGAAGAGAAUUGUGGUUGGCCAAAGGAGAUAAUCCUCUCAAAACGCGGCACCCAGUACUCCUCAUUGGAAUUCACCUCGUCACAAACGAACUCAACCACUGAUGUGUUGUGUAGGACUCGGCUCUCCAGUUUCGAUGGCAUCAGUGUCCACGUAUCGAACUACUACAUUACCCGAGGGCUCUCCUUUAAACUGACUGGCGUACUGUAUCAAUUUGACGCGAUUGACGUCGCCUGGGAGUACGGUCAGUUCGCUGACUACUUGACUGUCUGGAGAGCGGCGUUUUUCGUCACUUACUCACGCCCCGCGGGCACAACCUCGGCCAACGAACAUGGCUUCCGACUUGGCCUCCGGUACAUAACGGAGUCACAGUCACCUUGCUCUGAAGGCAGAUGGUCCACUUUUACAGCAUCACCACGGACACGGCUGCUGUACCCACCAGGAUAUCUGGGUAAGAAUGUAUAUUAUUAUCUCAGGGAACCCGUGUCUUGCAAAUGGAAGAUUGCAGCUCCGCCUGGGCUCGUACUCGACGUAAAACUCAUCACUAUUUCUCCAGAUGCAGUUAUAGAGAUCAAUGGGGAAAAUGGCCGCUAUGUCCCCAGAAUUGCGGGCAGCAAGAAUGUUACAAUAACAUCUCAACAAAAGGUCAAAGGUUUUGUAGUCGAAUACACAGCUGUUCCCAUGGAGACGAGAUCGUGCAGUGUAAACAACACUGAAGUACUCACUGGCCUCGGGGAUUGGUACGUGCUGGACUGGAGAAUCCGCCCUUCCGGGAACGAGGAUGUCCUGGAAUGUGGGAUGACCUUUGACAGCGGGUCCGACUCGAGAGUAGUUGAGGUGACGGUUACCGACUACCGGCCCUUGACCAGUGGCCAGUCGUGUGCGGAUCAGACUGUCACGGUCAUUGACGAGAGCUCAGGGGUCGUGCUGCUGAAAGGUGAAAGGCCAGAAGGUCCGGCGAACUGCACCGAGAGAACCUUUCCUUUCUCAACAAUCAGAGCCUCUGGUCGGAAACUGUCCGUUUUCUUGUUCGACAAGAAACACUCUGACGUCCGUGAAACUGGCCUGACGCUAGUGGUCAAAUCACGUGACAUCAACAGUCAGGUUCUAGACCCGGCUGCUCCUAUCUCAUACGCCUGGGUUCCGGCUGGACAAAUCAGCGAAAAUGACACUCUUAUGAUGACCCUGACACAGGCUGUCACUGCAAACUGUAGCGUUUUGGAAGCGAUGGAUAAAAAUCUGAGCUCUCAGCUGGUUCUAAGCCAGAAGAUGUCCGUGUUUAACGGACCUUCAGAAGAAUAUUUUGAGCUGACCAAAGACUGCAACGGCAACGUCCUGAACAACACGGCUCUCUUCCCGCUUGAGUCUGUCUCGCUAGUCGUCCACGGGCAAAGCGAAGGGUUCUGGAUCAAGUACCAGGCUAAUCGCGACGUGCCCUGUGAGAGGGUCUACACCCCUGUCACUGGAGCAUCUUACAUGUUAUCGGAAACGGUACAACAGAGAAAGCACCUGGACUGUUACUGGCACCUAAUUAAUGAUAAUGGCUUGAUCGGAGUCAAAACAAACUUUAGUUCUUAUGACAUUGACAACGAGGUCCAAUCAUUCUUCUUUUGGAUGGUUUCCGACGUCCCAUUUUACUCGCCGGCAAUCGUUCCGGGUCGUCUCUCUGUUCUGGCCAGUGACGGGGACCUUAACUCCCACCAGCCUUUGCUGACUAACUAUUACUUUCUCAUAGACCCCGACCUGUGGCUGUACGCAGCGAGCAACCUGACCGUGCGGCUGGAAGUAGACAGGCCCAAUCCCCACACCAAUCUGGAAUUUCAGUACAAAACACUCCCGUACGAAAACUGGGUGCAGAAAUCUUGCUCGAUGCCGAUCCUAAACGCCACGAGCGAGAUGCAGCAGAUGGAGACGUUUAACUAUCCCGACUACAUGUUGUCCGACCUGGAUUGUCAGUGGAACAUCACCAGAGCUGACCCAAGCCAUCUUGUCACCCUUGAAGUGUCCAGCAUACGAUAUAUCAAGCUCUGUGAAGGGGAUGACAGGCCCGUCCAACUGACAGUGUAUCUGUACUCAGAGAGAGACACAUCGGGCACUGAGUUGGACAUCUGUGGGACCCGUGGAUUUUGGGGGUUUGCACAAGCAUUCGCUCAGGAGACUGUGAUGCUGAGACUGAAAGUCACGCGACCUGUGAUCCGGGGUCUAUACUUCAGGUACUCAUCAAUUGACCCACAAGACACGGAGUACACAGCGUGUAAUGAAACCAUCCAUCUUGGCGAUAAGACGGUGUCUCGUAACGUCACUUUCUACCCUCAUCACUUCCCAGGGCCCACUGUAUGCUACUGGAGAUUUCUCUCCGGUUCAGAGAGCCAGGCGGUUAUCUUGACCAACAUGGACUUUAAUUUCAUCCCCCCAAAUUGGCAAAACGACGUGUACCUUCCCCCCGGGAAAGUAGAUUUUAUCUCGGUGGUGAACGGCACACCUAAAACCAUCCUGUCCACUGAAACUAUGACGUCACACUCGUACGUUGUCAGCAUAGAAAACGAAAUGCUCCUCCAGGUUGAUCUAACGGAGUACCUAGCUCGAAAAAUGACCUUGACCUUCACUGCGAACACCAUACCCAUUACAGGCUGCAACGGCACCACCCUGACCUUGACAGUGCCAGCCAACGGGGCGUAUCAGGAUCUGACGUCACCAAACUACCCGGACCGCUACCCGCCCAACUCACGCUGCGCGUAUAUUUUGAGAUCGGAGGACGACACCAAGGUAAUUGAAAUGAGCGUCCGUGACCUUGAUAUCCCCAAACUGAGCCAACACUUGACAUGUACUGACUAUAUGACCUACGACCGAGUGGUUAUUGUCAAUGACGAGUACUCAAGAUACACGCUCUGUAAUGACGGUCAAGACCACAAGAAGCCAAUUUUCAGUAGUAGACCCGAGGUCAAGAUUGAAUUCUUCUCUUAUGAGGUUCAGCAAGGUCACGGUUUUCUUAUUAAGUACCGCGCUGUCGAUCGGCAUCACUUCCCUCCAAGUUCUAAAUCUCCGGACAAUGACUCUUUAGUAGCUAUCGUCUGUGGUUCUGUGGCUGGCUUCGUGGGGCUGGUCAUAAUUGUGGCAGUGUUGAUAAGACUACGCAGAGCUCGCAGCCACACUCAGAAUACUGAAGUUUAUGUACUGGGGCAAGCAAAGAAAAUGUAAUAACCUGCGAGCUAGACCAGAAACGAUAAAGCCGUCUUUACUAAAGUCCACAUCGUCAGCACCAUUAGGCUAGCUCAAAAUUUUAAAGUUUUAUCUGCUCAGUACCUAGUUUUGAGAAAUUCGACGUCCAAGAUUUUGAGUUUCACACUAUU